This is a messenger RNA of Salvia splendens (bonfire salvia), 1329 nucleotides long. RefSeq lists its product as uncharacterized. The transcript is spliced from 2 exons. The record is from RefSeq and is a predicted model, not a curated record. Gene Ontology annotation, cellular component: plasma membrane. Gene Ontology annotation, biological process: defense response to other organism. NCBI's taxonomy places the organism in Eukaryota, Viridiplantae, Streptophyta, Magnoliopsida, Lamiales, Lamiaceae. Bases 254 to 856 code for a protein of 200 amino acids.
GAAGUAUUAAUUAUACCAAGUCCACUUUGGAGUGUAAUUUCCUUUUCACGCAAAGAUCGUCACUCUGUAUUCCCACUCUCACUCUCUCUCUCUCUCCUGAAAAAAAAAAAAGAAAAACAAGCAAAAAAGGAGAGAUCGAGCGAGAACUCAAAAGCAGUGGGCACCGUCGUGGGUGGUGGUGCUGUGGUGUAGGUCUCUUUCCAUCAUUAGUAUUUCCCCAAAUUCCCUCAUUAAAAAAAACUAAAUCCCUAAAAUGACCUCACGACCCAUCACCGGCCCAAACCCUCCCUCCGCCGCCCCCAACCACCACCACUCCUCCUCCGCCUCCUUCCGCGGCUGCUGCUGCUGCCUCUUCCUCCUCUUCUCCUUCCUCGCCCUCCUCGCCCUGGCCCUCGUCCUCGUGGUGGUCCUCGCCCUGAAGCCGAAGAAGCCCGACUUCGACCUCCAGCAGGUGGGCGUGCACUACAUGGGGAUCAGCCCCACCACCGCCUCCUCCGCCGCCGUGUCGCUGGACAUCCGCAUGGUCUUCUCCGCCGCCAACGACAACAAGGUCGGGAUCAAGUACGGCGAGUCGCGCUUCACCGUCAUGUACCGCGGCAUCCCCCUCGGCCGCGGCACCAUCCCCGGCUUCUACCAGCCCGCCCACAGCGUCCGCCGCAUCGAGACCAUCAUCGUCGUCGACCGCGUCAGCCUCCUCCAGGCCGACGCCGCCGAUUUGGUCAGAGACGCCUCCUUGAACGACCGGGUCGAAUUGCGGGUCGUCGGCGACGUCGGAGCCAAGAUCCGGAUCAUCGGCUUAACCUCACCCGGUGUUCAGGAACUGUACACAUCACUCUCAUUAUUAAAUCAACUCUGAACUUUGCUAUUUUGGAGAAAUAUGUGUGUAAAUAGGAGUGUUGGAGAAUGAGUCUAGCAUUUUAGCACUUGAUAUAAAUAAAAAAGACUAAAAUUUAGGAGUACAUAUUGAUAUUUGUUUGGGAGGAGAGUGUAUCUAUUCUUCUUUCUCUAUGAAUUUUUUUGUUGAUUUUGUGUAGCAUGAUGAACUUUGGUUUCAUUAAUUUAUGUUAUUUGUCAGUCCUUAAAGAUGAUGGAGAAUUCCAGAAUUUUGGAAAAUUUACGUUUGUGAAAUUGAAAAAAGUAGUAGUACGGAGUAGUAAUCUUUAUUCUUUGGUAAAAAAACAAAAAAUGCGUGUAACUGAGAUUCGGCUUUCUUUUUUAUCUUCUUCCUUUAAUUACAGUACAAUAUAGUACUCCCUCCGUUCCAUGUUAAUAGAGUCAUUUUACUAUUUUUGGAAGUUCCAAGUUAAUUGAGUCAUUUCUAUAUUUGGU